AUGCUUGUUGGAGAGCAAUCGCCGGCGCCGCGAGUGGUGGCCGGCUUAAGAAAAUUGCGCCCCGAGCUAACACCUGGACCCAUACCUACGCCUACUGACCCAGAUUUUAGGAUAUCAGGCGUGCUCCGCCAGUGCUACGAUGACGACGCGGUCUCCUGGGCGUGGGUCAGGGCGGCGGUGCGCGGCGGCUGCCUGCUGGCGUGGCGCGACGGCACGCUGCCACGGCGCCCCGCUGCCAGGCUGCCACUGCGGCACCUGCACCUGCGCGCCGCCGCCAGGCUGCCGAACGCCUUCCAGCUGUCGCGGCUGCGGGACGACGCCCCGGUUGCCACGUUCCAGGCGUGCAACGAGGCGGAGUACGCGCGGUGGGUGCGCGCGCUGUGCGUCGAGAUCCUCGGCCAGACUCCGCUGCCGCAGGUGCGUUUCCUGGACGUGCUGCCGGCCGCGGACACCGGACGCAGACCGGAGAAGGCCUCGCCGCCGCCGCAGGAGACGCCCGCCUGCCCCCCGCGCCCUCCCCCGCGCGCCCGCCGGCGGCUGCUCGCGCCCGAGACUCAGCUGCCCCGCCGCGACCCCUCCCCCGCCGCCACCGGACGAGGGCAUAACGCGCCGCGGCCGGUGCGCACCGCGCGCGUCGUCCAGUGCGACAGCUGCUGCAAGCUGGCCGCUAGCCCGCAGCAGCACCACACGCUGCCGCGCUCGGGCCCGGAGAAGCGGCGGCACCGCUACCUCAAGCGGUGGGAGGGGAGCGCCGGGGGUGCGGAGAGGGGCCGCUUCGCCCUGGAGGCGGCGCGGCGCAAGACCGCCUCGCUGGAGAGCCGGGCGAGAUCCUGCUCGCCGAACGUACACGAGGCGGUGUCGAAGUACGUGCCCGUAAGGGAGCGGAGGGCGCUGUUCGAGUCGCUGUCGAGGAGCGGGGGCGGGUUGGCGCGCAGCAGCGAGCAGCUGUCGAGGCCGGCGCCGGUCGCGCCGAGGCGGGCCGCUUCGAUGCACGAUCUGCAGGCGCCGCCGACGAGGUCCGUGAGCGACCUGCGCCAGUUCUUCGAGGCGGUGGCCCGGGGCGCCGGCGGGUGCGCCGUCCAGCGGCACAGCGCCCCCCCCAACCCGCCGGCCCGCGCCCUCGCCCCGCUCACGUGCGCG
This is a messenger RNA of Iphiclides podalirius (scarce swallowtail), 1140 nucleotides long. Lineage: Eukaryota; Metazoa; Arthropoda; Insecta; Lepidoptera; Papilionidae. The record is from the annotation of a GenBank genome assembly.